Armigeres subalbatus is the source of this 609-nucleotide messenger RNA. RefSeq lists its product as uncharacterized. The transcript is spliced from 2 exons. The record is from RefSeq and is a predicted model, not a curated record. Lineage: Eukaryota; Metazoa; Arthropoda; Insecta; Diptera; Culicidae. Bases 1 to 609 code for a protein of 202 amino acids.
AUGGUUGUAGACUCGGGAUCCCCAGCAAACAUCAUCAGAGAGGAGACGUAUGCAAAAUUGAAGAAACUGGGAGCAAAAAUCAUUAAUGAACGCGAUGCAGAUCAAAUGGAGACUCAAUACGAAUCGUUUGCUUCGAAAGACAAAAUAUUGUUUACGAAGGCGUUCGAGGUUGAAAUCAGUGUACCGGGUGAUGAUAGCGGAUGUUGGACACAUAUGCUGGUAGCACCCCAUGGACAAACUGAUCUUCUCAGUAAAUCGACAGCUUUUGCACUCCGUGUAUUAAAAAUUGGAUACAACGUUAACAAUGUCGUCCAGAAAAACUAUUUGGAGGAUGGACACGUUAAGGAAUUCCCAAAGGUACCGGACAUGUUGGUGAGAAUACAGAUUGAUGAAACAGUUAGAUCAGUGAUUCAACCGGUUCGUAGACUUCCAAUUGCGAUGGAAGCAGAUGUAGAGAAGGUUAUUCAGGAUCUGCUAGAGAAGAAGAUAAUUGAAAUUGCAGAUGGCCCACUUUCAUGGGUAUCACCAUUAGUACCCAUACGAAAAAGCGACGUUCAGAUCAGGCUGUGUGUCGAGGGGUGCGCCACUCCCACGAUGAGCCCUAGAUGA